CAACAUCAUUAUCUAAUGACCCAAAACAAUGCGCUAGCGCAGUUUAUAACCGCGUUAAUCUCAGUCACACCUCAGUCACCGCCGCUUGCCCGAGGUGGAAGGUCGUUCAAAAUGUGCAGUUCAUUCCUAGAUUCCGAAGCGAUAUUACUAGGCAACGAGCAAUGGAUACAGCUCGACCAAAAGUGGGGGGAACCAGUAGACUUGGAAACAGAUGAAGAAUUACCAUCACAACUCAAACCGGUCUUCAGCACUUUGGACUUAAUGAAAACUACCUUCGAUUCUUCGUUCAUGUUCAAAAAAGUACGAAGAAAAGUUGGCAGAAGACUUUCAAAAGCGGGAGUGCUGGACUACAAGGACUUUCUGCAGGACCUUCAAGAGAAGAAACAACCAAAGGACUUUUAUUACAUCAAUGGACAGAUUCUAUCAGCAGCAUCAGUGGAAGAGAUUUGCGAUACCAUAGACGACAUCUUCAAAUCAGUCGAGAAGCUGUCUUCAGCGACCAGUACUGUUCGCAAGAAUCCAUUCCCAGACAAGAUCAGCUGCAGCAUUUCCAUCGAUGAUCUCUCCUUUGACGACACUCCAUCUCAAAAGGAAACAAGUGAAGGUGGUGUGGACAGGUUCAUCGACGAAGCGUUUGAGAAACUGAACCAUCUGUCAAAUAUGCCUCUAGAUGAUGAAGCGACAAGGGCAUCGGUGACGACGCUCGUAAGAAGGUUUAGUUCAAUCCUGCGCAGUCCGGGGGUCAACUGCAGUCCCCGUCGACAGCGGCAGUGUUGCAACAACUUCAAAGAAUUAGCUGAGUUUUGGAAAACUCAGGCUUUUAACAAUGAGGAAACAAGACAUUAGUGUUAGGAUUAUAUGAAUAUGUCGGUACUUUUUGUACCACUGUGCUUAGCAAAUAUUGUGCAAAUAAGUGUUAUAUUGUAAGGUAAUUGUGAUUCUUCUUAUCCUACUUGAUUUAGCAAGGAUGAAUGAUGUACAUUAUGGAACGCAAUAAAUAAUUGAGUAUUGAGUAAGUUGUGAAUAAUAUUUAAAGGGAAAUAAUUUUCGUUUUGCAUUGUAUUAUGUUGAAAACUGUUUCGGUAAUAUAAAUAGAUAAUUUAUUGGAAUUAGAUAUUGUGAUAAGUUUCUUAUGAUGUGGGUAGCUUAAUGUUGGUUAGUUGAAAAUUAAAUGUGAAUGUUUGUAAAGUGAGCAUUAUUAAAUAUGAUUAUUUGAA
Molecule: messenger RNA, 1217 nt
Organism: Trichoplusia ni (cabbage looper)
Lineage: Eukaryota; Metazoa; Arthropoda; Insecta; Lepidoptera; Noctuidae
Exons: 1
Coding region: 16-846 (276 amino acids)
Source: RefSeq, a predicted model, not a curated record